AUGUCAAUCCUUCCACAAUCAGGUCGUCAAAACUCCCGUCACGGUGGACUGUUCCGUUUGGCGAAGAAAGGAUUGAAGCGAGGUCUCGAAAGCGCUCAACGCAAAAUUCUGAAGUUCGGACGACGUAAAAUAGGAAAUCAUAUUCCGUUGGUCAACUGUGAAGAGGAAUUCAUCACCGAUUGCCAUUACCGCAAACAGAAUACCGAAGAGCAGAAAAAGGCGAAAGAAGAAAAGAAACGACGUGAACUUUUUGAUCGCUCCUCCAUCAUUAUUCCAUUCCUUUUGAUUCGUUCUGACAUUCGCGGCAAUUACGAACUUUACUGCGACCAUCUCGAUUUGCUCGUUGAGAAUUUCUUGGCCGACUGCAAGGGAGUCAGAUACCUCGGAGAUGUCGUCACAUUCCAACAUCAACAUCUCGCCAUGAUCUUCAAGACGAUUGUCAGCAGAGUGUCGGGAAUCAAAGAACUGAUAUUGGAUUCGAUUGGAAAUACUCUAAUCAUGCAGACGAUUAUUGAUUUCUAUCAGGUUAUUAAUAAUAACAGCAAUCAUUGCGAAAGAUUCCAUCUUGAAAACUUGUCGAUUGUCGGCAGCACGCGCAUGAAUGACAUGGAAGUGCUUUCGUCGCUUCUGAUGCUUUCACGAAGAAGCCUUCAAUGCCUCAGACUUCGCUACUGCAAGGUUCACUCAUCGGAACAAGCGCUUCGUCUUUGGACCGCGGUCUCGCAAUGCUCGAAGCUCAACCAACUCCAAUACGAGCCAUACAAGUCGGAUCCAUUUAGCAGGCCGUAUUUGGUUGAUGCGAUUACCCGCAAGAAGAUGACAUCGUUGAUCCUGACCGACGUCGAGGGAAUCAGCAACGCUGAUGUAAUUGCCAUGGCAAACGGUGGAGGUCUUCACGAGCUCGCCGUCAUUGGCGAUAAUAUUACUCCAUAUCUUUAUGCUAUGCCGGAAACGAAGAAAAUUGUCCAGAACUUGGAUAGUCUUCUGAUUCAGAACGAUGAAACUUUCGAUUUGAAUGACUGCCAAAUGCGUAAUGCUAUCUUAUGCACCCUUCUUCAACUCUCUUCAUCUUCCCUUCUCGAAGUUAUCCACACAACCAAACCAUCCGUCUCUGACACAGCCAAAGUGAUCAGCUAUUGGUUGCAAUUGGCCAACGAAUCCGAGCGCACUAUUAUGCUCAAACUUGAAGAUUGCUCACAGGAUCGCCAGGAUGCUGCUGUUGGAAGGGUCCUCCGCAAAUGUCGCAAAGCGCAGAAGUCGUCGUGCUCGGAAAACGGAAUUUCGCUUUGCCUGGCCAAUGGAGAACUCAUUGUUCUUGACAAGAAGACGUGGUUCACGGAUGAGAAUAUUUGA
Caenorhabditis bovis is the source of this 1353-nucleotide messenger RNA. Lineage: Eukaryota; Metazoa; Nematoda; Chromadorea; Rhabditida; Rhabditidae. The record is from the annotation of a GenBank genome assembly.